AUGGCGACUAAGACCAUCCAUGGGAACUCGCAAUACCAAAAGCCUUCCCUUCUACGCUGGAAGUGGGAGUCACCGGAUGGAGGAUAUCAUAAUGACCAGACCAUCGUCAGUAAAAGGUUCUGGCUGACGGACGUCGCUGUUGUGCCAAAGUUCUAUACAGGAUCAGACCAUCGUCUUUUUCGAGGAAGAUUUCCUUCCACACGGAGAGAAAACAUCGACGGCGAAUAUGAGCGGCUUGUAGAACAUUUUCAAAACUGUGCGAUGAAAGCGAAGAGUUUCAAAACCACCAAGAGACGCCUGUCUCUGGAAACUCUAGACCUGAUACGUCAGCGUAGACGUUCACGAGCUGCAAGCAACCAAGAACUCAUGUGUCAGCUCCGAAGACUUUGGAGAGAGGCGACAAAAAAGACCUUAAAGAGAGAAGAGCAGAAGUGUUGGCUGAAGCUGCAGAGGCGGGACAGAGCAUUCGUUAUGCCCGUCGAAACUUCGUCAAUCGAAAAGCAACAAUGUCUGCUCUCUGGUUCCCAGAUGCAACAACUACAGCAUCGAAAAGGGGGGAUGGAAAAGGUCAUUCAGGACUUCUACUCAGAUCUCUUCGACACUCAUGUCCACUUGCCUCUUUACCAUCUGAGAGAAGACGGUCAAUCCUGA
Necator americanus (New World hookworm) is the source of this 651-nucleotide messenger RNA. RefSeq lists its product as uncharacterized. The transcript has a single exon. The record is from RefSeq and is a predicted model, not a curated record. NCBI's taxonomy places the organism in Eukaryota, Metazoa, Nematoda, Chromadorea, Rhabditida, Ancylostomatidae. The coding region runs from base 1 to 651 and encodes 216 amino acids.